AUGGAGACGAGACCGUUGAAGAUGGUCGUCUCGGCUGUAAAGGUGAAAAUCGAUUUGUACUAUGACGUCAUCUCUCCCUACUCUUGGAUCGCAUUCGAGUCGCUACUUCGCUAUCAGAACAUAUGGCCCAUUCAGGUCAAUCUCAAGCCUUUUUCGCUUGGGACAAUAAUGAGAUCAAGCGGUAACAAACCGCCGGGAUUGUUAUCUUCUAAGAGCCUCUAUGUGCUAAAAGAUCUACAGAGAAAUAAUGAAUUUUGGGAAAUGAAACUCUCUCCUCCAGAGAACUUCAUGAAGUGGGUAAAAACUGAGACUAGCGACAAUGCCAUGAAGCUGCUAUUGGUAAUACAGAAUGAACAACCACGAAUUGUCUCCAGUACUCGAAAAAUCUGCUUCAUUGUGAAAGGGUUGAAUGUCAAAUCUGCAGAUCUGGAUUUUGAGGGUCGUGGCUUAAAUUCUAAGGCUUCACUGGUUAAAAACUGGAGACUACUUCUCGCGAGUUCUGGAAGCGAAUUUGGAUGGAGGGAAAGCCAAUUUUCCAUCGAGAAGACUUUGAGAAGUCUUAUCUCUCUUAAUAAUGAGAUUUUAACGAGAUUUUAUGUGCUAACGACCAGUGGAGUUACUGACUACUCACGUCUCAUCGAAAAAUUGAACGCCGAUGAUGUAGCUGACCAACUUCAGCAGAACACUUCUGAUGCCCUUAACUCUGGAGCGUUCGGAGCUCCAUGGAUAGUAGUGCACAAGGAUGGAGAAGAGCACGCGUUUUUCGGAUCCGAUCGUCUUCAUCUCAUCGGUCAUUUAAUUGGCCACAAGUUUUGCGGAGGACUCACACAGUUCGCCAAAUUGUAG
Angiostrongylus costaricensis is the source of this 846-nucleotide messenger RNA. Lineage: Eukaryota; Metazoa; Nematoda; Chromadorea; Rhabditida; Metastrongylidae. The record is from the annotation of a GenBank genome assembly.